Messenger RNA from Triplophysa rosa, 2173 nucleotides. RefSeq names its product fatty acid amide hydrolase 2b (gene faah2b). The record is from RefSeq and is a predicted model, not a curated record. The transcript is spliced from 11 exons. Lineage: Eukaryota; Metazoa; Chordata; Actinopteri; Cypriniformes; Nemacheilidae.
UCCUGAGAGUGCAGCCUCCGAUAUUGCAGUCGGAUAAUAUUGCUUCUGGAUCCAAAUGCUCUGAUUGCAUAGUCAAACAACAAAAAAUUCUCGAUGUCCAGGCAGACAGCGGUUAAUUUCUACAAUUCGACUUACAGGAGGAUCGUUACCGUACAACCCCGUGUCGUGUAGACGCGCGCAAUUAUUUUUAAGCGUAACGUUAGAUAGCGACCGCGCUUAUCCAGACACGGUAGAUAAACAAGGUCAAAGCUCAGUAUUUUAGCAGGUGUACUACGGUAUCAGUGCGUACUGUCACUGUUCAGGUGUUACACAACCAUCUGACAGCUCCACGCCAGCAAGAAAAGCGAAUUCUUUUUAUUGGACUUUAGAAAAUGUUGGUGGGCGCAGUUGUUCAUCCGGGUAUUUUCGUCUAUUCUUUGUGUUUUUGGCUGUAGUCUAUAUAGUAUUUCCCUGAUAUACUGGACAGUCAGUGGACGUACUAUUUUUCGCAUACUAUAUAGUAAAAAAAUUAGUCAUAUUCGGACGCAUUUAGACGCAUUGUUGCACAAUGUCUUGGACAUUCGUAGAGCGCGUGCAGCACUUGCUCCAGGUAUUGGUACCUAGGCUGCUUUUGGCACUUUUUAGGCUGGUCUCACCCGGGAGAACAGGCAGACCCAAACAUCUUCCUCUCAUUAGAAACCCACUUCUUACGCUUUCUGCAGCGCAGCUGGCUCAGAAGAUACGCCGGAGAGAGGUUACUAGCGUGGAGGUUGUUCAGGCAUACAUUGACAGAAUACAGGAAGUAAACCCACUGCUCAAUGCUAUAGUCAAAGACAGGUUCUCAUCAGCCCUUUUGGAAGCUGCUCAGGCAGAUCAAAAAAUAGAGGAGAAAGGACGAGAGGAUGUUCUGAAAGAUCAGUUUCCACUGCUGGGUGUUCCAAUAUCAAUCAAAGAGUCUUUUUCACUUCAGGGUAUGCCCAAUGCUGCCGGGUUGAUAUCCAGGGCUAACACCAUUUCAAGUGUGGAUGCUCCUGUUGUGGGCUUGUUAAAGCGAGCUGGAGCAAUUCCUAUAGGUGUCACAAACACCAGUGAGCUUUGCAUGUGGCUGGAGUCCAACAACCACCUCUAUGGAAUCACCAACAACCCCUAUAAUCUAGAAAGGAUUGCUGGAGGAAGUUCAGGUGGAGAGGGUAGUAUCAUAGGUGGUGGUGCAUCUGUAAUAGGCAUCGGCUCUGAUAUUGGAGGAAGUAUCCGCCUUCCGUCGUUUUUCAAUGGGAUUUUUGGCCACAAAGGCACAAGAGGUGUGGUGUCAAAUGAUGGUCAGAUUCCCAAACGUUCUGGUCUCCAUGACGACUUUGUGAGCACUGGUCCAAUGUGUCGCUAAGCUGAAGAUCUGCUCCCGCUUCUGAAGAUCAUGGCUGGACCCAAUGCAGACAAGUUGUCCCUCUCUCAAAAGGUGGAUCUGAGAAAGUUGCGUUACUUCACCGUAGUAGAUGAUGGUGGAUCUCACUUGACAACGGCAGUAGACAACCAGCUCAUUGAAGCUCAAAAGAGGGUGGUUGCACGUUUUGAGGCUGAUCUAGGAGUUACUGUGAAGCAAGUUAGUUUUCCUCAACUCAAAUACGCUUUUCAGAUCUGGGGCACGUUCUUGGCUCUGCCUGACAAAGAUGGCAAGCCUCGCACACCUUUUGUUGAGCUAAUGGCUGAAGGACAAUCUGUUUGGCUCGUAUGGGAGGUGAUAAAGAGAAUUUUUGGAAGAUCUGAACACACAGUGGCUGCAAUUGGUUUGGCUCUGUAUGAGAAGACUCACAGCAAGGUACCGUCUCAGUUCAUCCUGAGACAGAAGGAGGAGUUGCAGAGAGAGAUGGAUGAGCUGCUGGGGACAGAUGGAGUUCUGCUCUACCCCUCUCAUCCUUUUAUCGCCCCCAAACACCAUCACCCUCUAUUCAUACCAUAUAACCUAGCUUACACAGGAAUUAUGAACAUCUUGGGGCUGCCAGUGACCCAGUGUCCACUAGGGCUGAGUAAAGAGCGAUUACCCCUGGGGGUGCAGGUGGUGGCGGGGAAGUUUCAAGACCGUCUGACCAUGGCUGUGGCGCUUCAUCUGGAGAAGACUUUCGGAGGCUGGAGAGAUCCUGGAGUGUCAGAUGAUUGAAUUUGUCUGAAUGGUAAUAUAUAGGCAUGAUGUUGCAAA